Messenger RNA from Symbiodinium natans, 360 nucleotides. NCBI's taxonomy places the organism in Eukaryota, Dinophyceae, Suessiales, Symbiodiniaceae. The record is from the annotation of a GenBank genome assembly.
AUGCUCACAGCGUUUUGCCGCCCGCCGGCCACUGAACGCUUCACCUCCAUGCUUGCCUUCGAACGGCUUUUGGCACAGAAGCGUGCAGAGGACCGCAUCGAACCAGUCCUAGCUCCAAGGGAGAUGUGGCUCAGCGUAGAAGGCGUGCUCAUGCACAGAUUUUUUGCCUUCCACGCUCGUCACGACCACAAGCUCAGGCCGGAUACCAUUGUGCACAUCUUGGAGUUCGUAGGCGACGGUCUCGAUGAUGGUGGCGAAUCUGGCAGCACAUUUGCAGCGGAAUCCAUUGCUGAUUCCCUCAGUUCCGCGACUAGCAUCGAGUUUGCCAGAAGGCGGCUUUAUCAGUUCUUGCAUGUGUAA